CUGCCAUGCUGGGUUCGAGUAUUCUGGCCUAGAUGACCCCUCUCGAUUUUCUUCAAAAGUGAUUCAUCCGAAUGAGGCUAUGGCGAUUCUGAAUGACCUUUUUGAGGGAGUCGACUCCGUGCCAGAGCUCCCUAAGUUGUAUCGUCGUAAGCACCCGCCGAAUCUGAGCGAUGUGCUUGUGUUCCGGAGUGAUGCUCCUCUGCCUGAAGUGCCUCGUCCACUUCAUGAGACUCCAAGUGCCUACCGACACUUUGUUGAUUCUCAUCCGGAUUCAGCUGAGUUUGAUAGCUUAUCGGGUGAUGAUUCUGACGGGGGUGCUUCCCUUGCAGAAGAUGUGAAGGGUAGGGCGGUCGGGUCUUUGGGUCGGGGCGAGAGCCCUGAGGCUGAAGUUGGCACUAGUUGUCCCAAAAAACCGAGGACAACUGUGCUGAAGAGGAGGGCUAGCGGCGAUGUCAGGUAGCUCGUGGAGUGGUUUUUGUCCCGUUUUGAGCUGUCUGUCUAAUGCCCUAGCUUUUGUCUGUAGCCCUGGUCCUGCGCCCAAGCAGAGGCGAGUGGUAGAGGAGGGAGCUCCUGCUGCUGCUGCUCCUGA
Molecule: messenger RNA, 589 nt
Organism: Panicum virgatum (switchgrass)
Lineage: Eukaryota; Viridiplantae; Streptophyta; Magnoliopsida; Poales; Poaceae
Exons: 2
Coding region: 80-460 (126 amino acids)
Source: RefSeq, a predicted model, not a curated record